This is a messenger RNA of Aspergillus novofumigatus IBT 16806, 1366 nucleotides long. RefSeq names its product HMG-box domain-containing protein. The transcript has 4 exons. The coding region runs from base 134 to 1039 and encodes 301 amino acids. NCBI's taxonomy places the organism in Eukaryota, Fungi, Ascomycota, Eurotiomycetes, Eurotiales, Aspergillaceae. The record is from RefSeq and is a predicted model, not a curated record.
ACCACACCACUGCAGCCAAGAGCUCUUGCUUAGCUAGGGAGACCUGCCCAUCUUACUGCGAUUCCUGGAUUACUCUUCCACGUCAACUCUUGGGAUAUUGGUGCGCAUAACUUUGCUGUGAGUCUCAGAAUCAAUGCCUCGUAAUAUAAUCCAAGGCGGAGGCGGCAUCCUCCGAUACCUUCAUCGCAGCAAUGCCUUGAUUCGUCCCUCUCGCGUGGCCAUCGCCAAUGGCCUUGUCCGGCGCAUUUGUCUCUCUACGAACCGUCAUCUCGUGAACCCGACUGCGAAAACAACAAUCCGUCCUUCAGUCAUUCUAUCGCGGCCUUUAAUCAACUCCUUUGCGACUACAAGUACUCCCGAUGACGAGACCGAGACAACAAAGUCGAAAGGAUCCAAGACUGGCAAGAAGACCACAAAGACGCGCAGCUCGAAAGCCACGGCUAAAGCUAAGCCGAAACCCGCAAGAAACAGCGCUGGAACCCCCAAGAAGCUGAUCGAGAAUCCUUGGAAUCUCGCCAUCGCGACGGUCGCCAAAGAGAUUCAGGCUCGCGGCGUCAAAGGACCAGACUUCGUCAUGCAAUGUUCCCAACUUGCACAGACGAUCAGUGCGGAAGAGCGCGAGCGUAUUGCGGUCGAGGCAGAAGCCAAUAAAGCUGCCAAUGCGGCAGCUUAUGAGGCAUGGAUCCAACAGCACACUCCUCUUCAGAUCAGAGAAGCCAAUGCAGCACGCCGCAGACUCAACAAGAUUAAGAACACAUCUCUUCGACUUCUCCAUGACGAUCGGCAGGUCAAGCGGCCUCGUACGGCAUACCUACUUUACAUGCUGGACCGGACUGCCGAGGGCGACUUCAAAUAUAUGAAGGCCAAGGAUAUCGCAGUGCGCGUAACAGAGGAAUGGAAAGGCCUGACAUCUACGGAGAAGGAGAAAUACCUCAGACAAGCUGAAGAGGAUCGUGAGCGGUACCGCCGAGAAUACCUUGAAGUCUACGGCGAAGAACCAUCAACUUCUCGCUCAACAACCGCGUCUCCAAGUCCUUGAGCUCGAUGCUUUUACUGAAGGAUACCGUCACUUCACCUCAUGGGAUCGUCGCAAUUCGUCAUUGAAUUUCGAAUGCGGGAAAUGAUCGUCUAUUGUAUGGCUUACAUGUAUCUCGUGGGUAUCUUCGUUUUGUCUGUGCCCUUUAUCCGGUGUCCCUUUUUCACUGCGGUCUCUCUUGAUACACCUCGGCCAGCUGUCUUAUUCUGUACUUUAUUGAUUCCUCUGAUCCGUGGGUUAUGUGCGUUCGCGAUUACUGUAGACAAUGAUAUUACGGUCCUGCUUGCUCUCGACACACAUAAGCACGUAUGACCGCGUCUCAUUGCAAGA